UAUUUUGCGACAUGGAUUGAAUCGAAGCUAAAAAUUUAAUAAAAUAAGGCUUGAAUUGCUUAUUUAAGACAAUCCAUAAUAAUUUACGUGAUAAUGGCAAGGCUGAGCAACGUGCGUGUGAAAUUAUGUGACCAAAUUUUGCUACACAAGCUGCAUGUAUUGAAUAAUGCUGUAUCUCAGAAGGGGGUGACCGAACGAGAAAUGGAAGAAGCUUUCAAGCUAUCCAUCGGUUAUCGUGCGAGCCGUCUAUCGUGGACUCAGUGGAACGACGGAACGCUGUCGAUACUGUACAGUGUUAUAUUCUUGAUAGCAUUGUUUGUGUUGACGCCAUUUCUGGCUUCUUUCAUUGAGGUCAUUCUUGGCACACGCUGCAUUGUACCGAACAAUUAUCUUGUGUGGGAGGCAACACGACCCUUGUCCGAUUGCGAUUUUUGUAGAGGAGUUCAAGGACCAAUAAUAUUGUCCAAUCUUUCCCGCGAGCAGUUUAAGCCAUAUGCUUAUUCGUCAAGGCCAAUUAUCAUUAAGAAUGCAAUAUCACAUUGGCCGGCAGCAAAGAUGCUCAAUUUUACUUUCCUGAAAGAUCUGUACUACAAACACCCUUCAGCGCUCGAUACCUUCCAUGAGGACUGUCAGUUUUUGCACUUCAAGUCCAAUUUUCAAACCCUGAAGGACGUAUUUCGCAUGUCUGAAGAGUUUCGCACAGGCCACAAGCCAUGGUACGUGGGAUGGAGCAAUUGCAAUCCCUUGAUACUAGCGGAGCUCAGGAAACUUUACCCGAAACCGCACUUCUUACCAGAGGAUGCCGAAAUGCCUAAUACGGAUUUUGUGUUUCUAGGCUACGAGCAGGGUGCAGUCAUGCACAUCGAUUACAUACCUCGGCUGAUGUGGCAAGCCCAGCUGAGAGGUAAUAAAAGUUGGAUACUGGCACCCACUCCAGAGUGCGAUAACGAGUGCCGCAGCUUUAGCUUCUACGUUGAACCCGGAGACGCUCUUUUGGUGGACACACGGCUCUGGUACCACGGGACAUUUAUUUCCAAAGGAGAAUUUUCUCUCACAAUUCAAUCCGAGUACGGAUAGGAUAGGUAUGUUCGUCUUUCUUGAAUGUUAAACUUUACAAACCUGUGUACAUGUAUGUAAGUACCAAUAAUUUUGGUUUUGUUUGAAUAAGCUUGUGUGUCAUCAAAACGUGUAUGGGAGCAUGCAUUAAGUACAUCA
Messenger RNA from Ochlerotatus camptorhynchus, 1215 nucleotides. RefSeq lists its product as uncharacterized. The record is from RefSeq and is a predicted model, not a curated record. NCBI's taxonomy places the organism in Eukaryota, Metazoa, Arthropoda, Insecta, Diptera, Culicidae. Gene Ontology annotation, molecular function: 2-oxoglutarate-dependent dioxygenase activity. Bases 94 to 1077 code for a protein of 327 amino acids. The transcript has 3 exons.